GUGAUGCUUUUUUUAUGACGUGCACGUAAACUUGCGAAGCUUACGAUUUCGUGGAAGUGGUACGGCUCGGCAUUUAAACCAUCGAUGACGUCAGGCGUAGCGCCCGUCCAUCUAGUGAAUUUAUAUUUACGACAAAUAGAUGAUGUUAUGAGCAGUUGUCAGUUCCAGCAACUGAAAUACUUAAAUAAAAGGUGUAACAUGACUAUCAGUUGCUCCUGGUGUGGCACUAAGUACAGUGAAGGUACUCGUCGAGGAGUGUGUGCGAUGUAGAUGUAAUACCAUUUAGCAAACGUUGAUAUCUAAUCCUAUUGGUGGACCUAAUACAAAAGACGAUCGACCUAAGCGCGCGGUAUUUAAAUCAACAGUGUAUUUUCUAGUCAUUUUAAAACGUGAAUAUGUCGAAAAACGGAACAAAAAUCGUGGGUAAACCUGUUGCGAGGACGGACAGUGAAGUUGCCUGCGAAGAAGCUGCAAGAUUAACUGCGGAACAGGAAGGGGACGGACAAGAUGAAGAUGGGAUUUCCUAUUGUGAUUACCACGAUAUACCGCCGCCUCCUGAUGGAGGGUACGGUUGGGUUAUCUGUUUUGCUUCGUUCAUGUGUAACAUGAUCGUCGACGGAAUUGCGUACACGUUCGGUGUGUUUUUAGGACAGUUUGUAAAUUACUAUGAGGAACCGGCGGGUAGAGUGGCAUGGGUCGGUUCGUUGUUAUCGGGAAUGUAUUUAAGUGCGGGACCGUUAGUGAGUGCCCUUACAAACAAAUUUGGGUGUAGAACUGUUUGCAUACUUGGUAGCUUAAUAUCGACGUCCGCAUUUAUACUUUCAACGUUUAGUCCAACAGUAAACACUUUAAUGAUAACUUACGGUUUUAUGGGCGGCGUCGGUUUUGGAAUGAUUUAUCUUCCCGCCGUAGUUUGCGUAGGGUACUAUUUUGAAACAAAACGUUCCUUAGCUACUGGAAUUGCUGUGUGUGGGUCUGGAGUCGGCACAUUUGCAUUUGCACCGUUAGCAAACAUGUUAUUGGAUGCCUAUGGAUGGAGAGGCGCAAAUAUUAUUUUAGCCGGAUUAAUUUUAAAUUGCAUUGUUUUUGGAGCGUUAAUGAGGCCGUUGGAAUACCCAAAAUCCUCAAACGUAAAGCCUCUUUUACAGCGAAUGGCAGAAGAGCGCCGUUUUCAGAUGGAACGUGGUAGCAUUGGUGGUUCUUACUUCAUGGUACAAUUGCCAGAUGGUACCAUGGAAAAACGUAUGAAACAGCACGUAAACAUCGACCCAGGCGUCCACUCCAGUUUAAAUCUUGAUCAGUUGGCGCCCGGUACUCCAAUCACUCCAAUUCCAACCGUACCAACGUUACCAACGAUAGCCGAAGGUAAAAUACCCGAUGGAAACGAUUCUAGAAACGGUAGCGCUUUGGAGUUAAAAAGUAAUAUCGCUAAAAAUCCUCGCUUGGAUGAAAUAAGAGGUCAAGAGGGCGGUAGAAUACGUAGAUAUUCCGGAAAUGAAACUUCAGAUGCGCCUAACGAGAAGGCUUUGCCGCGAAAUGCCAGCCAACCCGCUUUUACUACCCACGUUCAGGGAAUCCCAAAAAAUGGUUCAGUGCCCUUCUUUGAUCGUAUCCGAAAAACAUCCUUAAGCGAACGCUACAAACCAAGUUUGAAUCCAAUUCGAUCCUCAUCUAGGGGCACCAUUAGUUCAAAUGGAAACCUAAGAAAAUCGUCUUCGUUUUUAGGUAGCAGAAAUAACAAUGCCGAUGAUCAAAUGGUACUCACAGAAGUGGAUACCGAAAGUAUGAAUUACACCAAUUCAAAAUUGUCAUUGCCCCGUGAGAAGCCUCUGAUGGUACGUCCUAUGUCGAGGAAAGAUAUCUUCUAUUCCGGAUCGGUUAUAAAUCUCCCCGAGUACCAGUCGCAAAAGUCGUUAACCAAUUACAGGCAGAGUGUGAUGAGUAUCCCGCGACCAAGCAGAAAUGAAAUGGGAGAUAUUGAAAAGGGAGAACCAUGUGAUAUGUGUCCAUGUUUGGUGUUACCGGAAAGUUUUAAGUCUGCGUUGGCACAAAUGAUGGACUUUAGUUUAUUAAAAGAUCCCGUAUUUAUGUUAAUUGCUAUCUCUAACUUAUUCGGAAUGGCUGGUCUUUAUGUACCAUUUGUCUAUUUGGUUGACUGUGCGAAGUCUGAUGGAAUUGAUCCAGGUCAGGCCUCGUUUUUAUUGUCAAUAAUAGGAAUUACAAACACUGUAGGACGUAUAGCUUGUGGAUAUUUUGCCGACUUUCCACAGGUAAAUGCGCUAGUUGUCAAUAACAUUUGCCUUGUUAUUGCAACAGUAGCAGUGGCGGCUACGCCAUUAUGCCAUACGUAUGGUGCUUACAUGACGACAGCAAUUUUCUUUGGAAUAGCAGUUUCUGGGUAUAUUUCUCUAACAUCCAUAAUACUUGUUGAUCUCUUAGGAUUAGAUAAGCUAACAAACGCCUUUGGUUUAUUAAUUCUGUUUCGCGGUGCUGCGACUAUUGUUGGUUCACCCAUGGCUGGUGCUCUUUAUGAUGCAACAAAGUCGUAUUCGAUUCCUUUUUAUGUAGCAGGAGGCUUAUUUGGAGUAUCCGCUUUAACUAGCUUUAUUGCACCGUACUUAAAGAAGCCGGCACCUCAAGAACCGCCUGCCAUGAUUGACGACGCUUUAACUCCGAUCGAUGAGGAUGAAGAGGAAGAAGAUGGUCCCAUUACGAUGGGAAGUAAUCGCAACGCCAUUCCUUCAAUAGUUGAAACCGCUUCGAGUCCGUCUACCGAAAAAGAAAUUAAACAGCUCGAGUCCGUUUUAUAAAAAAGUAAUAAAUUGAAGAUCGUUUUAUGAACUGAAUUUAUUACUUUCACUUAACUUAAUUUUACAUAAUAAUCUUAACUUUUAUGUAUAUUUUUUUAAUAUCUAUGCAUUUUUAGUGCGACUUAUUUAAUGAGUAAUUUAUCUUAUUUGUAUAGUAUUUUUUAAGAAUGAAGUGUUCAGUGAUAUGAUGUGACAGUAUUGUGAGCUAUGAUAGUCAAUUCAAGUGCGAAUUAGUAAUUAAUGUUUAAAAAUUUGUUGUUUUAAGUAGGAAAUAUGUAAAUAUACGAUUUGGACAAUUAUUACUAGAGCUACUCAUAUUAUUUUCAAAUAUUGCACAAGUUUCGUAAUUUUCAUGUUCGACAAAAUGUGUGCCUUCUUUUUUACUGUUGAACGGUGAUUACGAUACUUUUUUUAUAUUACCAGAGUAGCUAUUUUUCUUACGAUAGAUUAGGAUCAUGAGAAAAGAAGGCUCAUAUUUUCAACAUUUCAAAACAAGCUUAAAUUCUGUAAAUGUAUUAAAUAAAUUUUGCUCAGGACCUACAAA
Molecule: messenger RNA, 3354 nt
Organism: Photinus pyralis (common eastern firefly)
Lineage: Eukaryota; Metazoa; Arthropoda; Insecta; Coleoptera; Lampyridae
Product: monocarboxylate transporter 4
Exons: 7
Coding region: 396-2810 (804 amino acids)
Biological process (GO): transmembrane transport; monocarboxylic acid transport
Molecular function (GO): monocarboxylic acid transmembrane transporter activity
Source: RefSeq, a predicted model, not a curated record